ACACAUACAGAAGCAGUUAACACCAAACCCCGGCUUAGGAUCAACCAUCUGCAGAGUAUUCUCCUCUGCUUGCACUGCUCCUUCCAAACGACCGAUCGCAGAUAUGGCUGCCAUGAGAAUUGCUCUCCUUGCCUUGGCCGCAAUGGCCGUCCUGGGCACCGCCUCGGCGGCGACCUACAACGUCGGCGAGCCGGGCGGCGCGUGGGACCUGAGAACCGACUACGGCAACUGGGCGUCCUCCAAGAAGUUUCACCCGGGGGACACGAUCGUGUUCAAGUACUCCCCGGCGCAGCACGACGUGCUUGAGGUGAGCAAGGCCGACUACGACUCUUGCAACACCAACAGCCCCAUCUCCACGCUCACCACCGGCAACGACGUGGUCUCUCUCACUUCCACCGGCACCCGUUACUUCAUCUGCGGCUUCCCUGGCCACUGCACCACCUCCGGGACUGGUCUCAUGAAGGUCAAGAUUGAUGUUACGCCAGGAUCCUCUUCAAACUCGCCCGCCCCGGCUGCUGGUCCUGGCGCCAGCAACUCUCCCCCGCCGCCGCCGUCAUCUGCUGCUACCUCUGUUGGACCUACCGCAGGCUUUGGUUUUGCCGUCGUCCUGCUCGCCUGUCUUGUGGCUUGAUGUUUCUCUGGCUCUGUGCUAAACGCACAUGGCGGCGCACAUAUACAUAGUCAAUUUAGUUGUUACCGGUUAAAUAUACGCGCGCGACUUUUGUAGUGAGGGAGAGUGAUGUUAUACUACCUGUAUGUAUUGGAUCUUUCUUACAUUGAUUUUUUUUGGAGGAUAAAUAAAGCAGAUUUGCUAUUUCUAAAUUGA
Molecule: messenger RNA, 826 nt
Organism: Brachypodium distachyon (stiff brome)
Lineage: Eukaryota; Viridiplantae; Streptophyta; Magnoliopsida; Poales; Poaceae
Product: mavicyanin
Exons: 1
Coding region: 104-631 (175 amino acids)
Cellular component (GO): plasma membrane
Molecular function (GO): electron transfer activity
Source: RefSeq, a predicted model, not a curated record